Dermatophagoides pteronyssinus (European house dust mite) is the source of this 1577-nucleotide messenger RNA. RefSeq names its product serine palmitoyltransferase 2-like. Gene Ontology annotation, biological process: ceramide biosynthetic process; sphingosine biosynthetic process. Gene Ontology annotation, molecular function: serine C-palmitoyltransferase activity; pyridoxal phosphate binding. Gene Ontology annotation, cellular component: serine palmitoyltransferase complex. NCBI's taxonomy places the organism in Eukaryota, Metazoa, Arthropoda, Arachnida, Sarcoptiformes, Pyroglyphidae. The record is from RefSeq and is a predicted model, not a curated record.
AUCAAAUAACGGAUACAAUUUGCGAUGAUCAACAACAACAACAACAACAAAAUCAUAACAAAUCAAAUAAUUCGAAUGAUUCAAUACAAACCAGAGAUGAAUAUUAUUCAUAUGAUUCACGUUCAAUGAUUGAACCAUCAUUUGUUAUAAGAUUUUUAUGCUAUUUUAGCUAUUUGAUUCUGAUAAUUUUCGGUUAUUUUCGUAUGUUUAUGGAAUGGUUAAAUCUUGGUGAUUAUAAUACAAUCAUCGAACAUAAUCGAAAGGAUUAUCGACCAUUAUAUAAUAGUUGGCAAGCAUUUUUUACCCGUUAUAUUUAUCGUCGUGUUGCUGAUAUAUUUUCCAUACCAAUAACCGGAAAUCCUGGUGGAAUUGUAACAGUUUUAGAACGAAAAUCUAAUGAUCGAAAUUUUACAUUUAAAUUAACUGGAAAACAAAAUAAUUGUAUUAAUCUGGCAUCAUAUGAUUAUCUGGGAUUUUCACGUCAAAGUUCAAAUGAUCCAUCAAUUGAACAAGCUAUACGAAAAUAUGGUGUUAGUGUUAAUGCUAUACAUGAAAUUGGAAUGUUAAAUUUACAUCAAGAAUUGGAAGAAAAAUUUGCCAAAUUUUUACAAGUAGAAUCAUGUAUUGUAUUUGGUAUGGGUUUUGCAACAAAUUCAACAAAUAUUCCAUCAUUAGCCGAUAAAGAUUGUUUAAUAUUAACUGAUCGUCAUAGUCAUGCAUCAGCAAAAUCUGGUAUCUAUUUAUCUGGAGCAAAAUUUGAUUACUUUGAACAUAAUGAUUGUAAUGAUUUAGAAAAGAAAAUCUGUCAGGCAAUUUUGAAUGGUAAUCCAAAUAAUAAUGGAAAACCAUGGAAAAAGAUAAUCAUUAUUGUUGAAGGUGUUUAUAGUAUGGAAGGAACUAUUGUUGAUCUACCCAGAUUGAUUGAAUUAAAACGAAAAUAUAAAUGCUAUCUAUAUGUAGAUGAAGCACAUAGUAUUGGUGCUGUUGGACCAAAUGGUCGUGGUAUUGUUGAUUAUUUUGGUUGUAAUCCUUCUGAUGUUGAUCUUUUAAUGGGUACAAUGACAAAAAGUUUUGCUGCUGCUGGUGGUUAUUUAGCUGGACGUAAACAAUUAAUCAAUCAUAUACGACAAUAUUCAUUAUCAAAUUAUGCUGGUAGUAUAUCGGCACCGAUUGCUCAACAAAUAAUCAAUACAUUAUCAAUAUUAUCAUAUAAAAAUCCAAAUGAAAUGAUCGAUACUGAAGGACAACAACGUAUUGCACAAUUAUUAUCAAAUACACAUUAUAUGCGUGAUCGUCUUAAACAUUUAGGUUUUAUAAUUGCCGGUCAUUAUGAUUCACCAGUUAUACCGAUAAUGAUUUAUAUACCGGCAAAAAUUGGUUCAGUUGUACGAAUGGCUGUACAAAAUGGUUUAGCAUUAGUUUGUGCUGGUUAUCCGGCUACAUCAUUAACAACAAAUCGUAUACGUCUUUGUAUGACUGCACAACAUUCACGUGAAACAUUAGAUCAAGCUAUACAAAUUCUUAGUAUGAUUGGUGAUGUUCAUCAUAUUAAAUAUCAACGUUAUGAUGUUCUAUGA